Molecule: messenger RNA, 3337 nt
Organism: Pseudoliparis swirei
Lineage: Eukaryota; Metazoa; Chordata; Actinopteri; Perciformes; Liparidae
Gene: hhipl1
Product: HHIP-like 1
Exons: 9
Coding region: 270-2639 (789 amino acids)
Cellular component (GO): membrane
Source: RefSeq, a predicted model, not a curated record
CUUUCCUUUUUCUUUUUUUAAUAUCUUAAACCCAAAAUCAACAGUUGGUUGCGCACGCAGGUCCGUUUCACAGGUGCACCACGCUGUUUUGCCCGGCAGGUUUUUGACAAGGCGUUUUUGGUGCCGCUGCGUUUUUUAGAGUCGCGUCUGGUGUGACCGAGCCCUCAGGUGGCCACAGAGGAGCGCGGACGAGUCCGGAGCAAAGUGCACACAGGAAGUCGCUUCUGCACAACGUCACCGUCCGCGAUCUCCAGCCGACGCACGCCACCAUGCAGCGGCGUUACGGAGAAGGCUCGGGUCGACCGUGGCUCUGGCCGAUUGGCAUGUGUUGUGUGUUGGCGGUGUGUGUGGCACGUGUGCGGGCACACCCGCAGUGUCUGGACUUCAAGCCGCCCUACCGCCCGCCCAGGGAGCUGGAGUUCUGCGUCAUGUACAAGGAGUUCGGCUGCUGUGAUUAUCAGAGGGACCAAGAGCUGAUGACGAAGUAUUACCACGUGAUGGGUCAUUUUGAUGAGUCUGGAUAUGCCACCUGUGCUGGGUUCGUCCAGGAGCUGCUCUGCCAGGAAUGCUCUCCGUAUGCAGCUCACCUCUUUGAUGCGGAGGACCCGAGCACCCCAGUCCGGACCAUCCCCGGCCUGUGUCCGGACUACUGCUCCCGGUUUUGGACAAAGUGCAGCGCCGCCAUCCCAUUCCUGUCUGACGACCCACACAUAGCCAAAGUCAAAGAAGACCAAACACUUCUCUGCCAGUAUCUUAAGCUUGGCGAUGUGGACUACUGUUACCCUCACCUUCUCAGCAGCCAGAAGCUCACCCAGAAUCUGGGCCGGGUUCAGUCAGACUCUGAGGGUUGUCUCCAGCUGUGCCUAGAAGAAGUUGCGAAUGGGCUAAGGAACCCGCUUGCCAUGGUGCAUGCCAACGAUGGCACGCAUCGGUUCUUUGUGGCAGAACAAGUGGGUUUGGUGUGGAUUUAUCUUCCCGAGCGGUCCAAACUCGAGAUACCUUUUUUGAACAUUACUAAGGCGGUGUUGACGUCAUCAUGGGAAGGUGAUGAGAGAGGCUUUCUAGGACUCACCUUACACCCCAAGUACAAAUACAAUGGGAAGCUCUAUGUAUAUUACUCGGUGGAGGUGGGUUUUGAUGAGAGGAUUAGGAUUAGUGAGUUCCAUGUUUCAGCCAAAGACAUGAAUGUGGUGGAUCAUGCCUCUGAGCGGGUUAUUUUGGAGAUUGAUGAACCAGCAUCCAACCACAAUGGAGGGCAAAUUCUAUUUGCCGAUGAUGGCUACUUGUAUAUUUUCACAGGGGAUGGUGGAAUGGCAGGAGAUCCCUUUGGGAAAUAUGGGAAUGCCCAGAACAAGUCAGCUCUGUUGGGUAAAGUGCUCCGCAUUGAUGUGAAUGACAAUGAGAGAGGCCCAUUGUACAGAAUUCCUCCAGAUAACCCCUUCAUACAGGAGCAGGGGGCACGGCCAGAGGUUUAUGCUUUCGGGGUCCGCAAUAUGUGGAGGUGUUCUGUGGAUCGGGGCGACCAAUGGACCAAAGAGGGCAAAGGGCGUAUCUUCUGCGGGGAUGUGGGCCAGAACAAGUUUGAAGAGAUUGACAUCAUUGAGAAAGGUCGAAACUUCGGAUGGAGAGCCAAGGAGGGCUUCUUUUGCUACGACAAGAGACUGUGUGCCAACAGCUCGCUAGAUGAUGUCCUCCCUAUUUAUGCAUACCCUCACAAGGUGGGCAAGUCAGUGACUGGUGGCUAUGUUUACCGAGGCUGUGAAUACCCCAACAUGAAUGGCAUGUACAUAUUUGGAGACUUCAUGAGCGGGCGUUUGAUGAGUCUGUGGGAGGACAGAAACACAGGGAGAUGGAAAUACAAUGAGAUAUGUAUGGGGAUGGGCCUGACCUGUGCCUUCCCUGGACUCAUAAACAACUACCACCAGUACAUCAUCUCCUUUGCAGAAGAUGAAGCUGGCGAACUGUACUUCAUGUCAACAGGAAUACCGAGUGCCACGUCGCCUUCGGGAGUCAUUUAUAAAGUCGUGGACCCCUCCAGACGUGCUCCACCAAGACAAUGUCACUAUGACCCCCUUCCUGUCAGAGUGAAAAGCAACCUCAUCAAAUUUGUUCCACAGGAAAUAUUAGUUGUUGUUGAGCCACCAAUCAAAACUGUGCCUGAGCCCCAACCCACAGAGUCCUUCGACUGGAUCCAAGACUUCCUUGAUCGUCUCGGACCCGAACCGACCAUCCCGUUACCAACUACCACAAAAUCAACCAGACAAUUGAGGCGGAAAGGCAGACACAGGAAGAAUGGAAUGGUGAGGCUGGUUGGGGAUGAACAGGGCCGCAGCGACCGUGGACGGGUGGAGAUCUACAUUAACAAGGUCUGGGGCACCGUGUGCGAUGACCUAUGGACCACCAAAAAUGCUGAAGUGGUUUGCCGGCAGCUGGGCUUCAGGUAUGCUCUGAAGGCAGUCAAGAAUUCAGAGUUUGGGGAGGGGACACAACUUCAGAUUCUUCUGGAUGAUGUUCAGUGUGAAGGAACCGAGUCCAGCCUGCUGCACUGCAUACAUGCUGGUGUGGGAACACAUAACUGUGCCCAUUAUGAAGAUGCCGGAGUGAUCUGUGGCAACGUGCACCACGUUGUUGAAAUCUAAAUUGUAGUCAACUAUGAAAUUGGACCAAUUAUUCGCAAUUCAACCUUUUGUUAAAAACUGGUAUUUUCAAUCUAAUCUUGGUGGAGAAUGUUCUCAUUCUCUUUGAUCAUUUCCGGAAGCUCCAAUUAAGUUAAACAGAAUAAAUGUGCUCUAAAAUGACUGUUGGUUACAUCACAGUACAAAGGUAAGAGGGACAUCUUUGAACAAGGAGCAUGGCACUACUUGUUGCCAUAGGAACCACUGGUGAAUGAAAAAUCUUUGGGGAAUCACAAAGUGAUGAUGUAGGUUUAGAGAUCUAGGAUCAGCAACAAAGGCAUUCCAGAGGUUAUUUAUCAGAGAACCUACAGCUGGGAUGUAUCUAGAUCUGAAACAAUAUCUAUGGGUGGGCUUUUCCUUCAGUCUAGUUUUACUUGCCAGUAGGGUGUCAUUGUUUUUUGUUUAAAUGAUUUGACUUUACAUUUGCCAUCAAAGGUCAGGUAUGUCUUUUUGAUUAAGCGGUCAGAUGACCUGGUCAACACUAAAACUUGCACAACUGGUCAGAAUGUUUAGUUUGAAGGUUGGAAUUUUUGAGAGUAAUUCAUUUGACAUCUGAAUGUUAUAUUUCCUCGUGAAUGUUCAAUGCCCACUGAAUGAUGUAUGGGUGUGUUAUGAUUUUAUGAUUAUAGUAAAUCCUUUUUAAUAAAAAGUGUUCUACUCUG